Rhagoletis pomonella (apple maggot) is the source of this 2061-nucleotide messenger RNA. RefSeq lists its product as uncharacterized. The transcript has a single exon. Lineage: Eukaryota; Metazoa; Arthropoda; Insecta; Diptera; Tephritidae. The coding region runs from base 1 to 2061 and encodes 686 amino acids. The record is from RefSeq and is a predicted model, not a curated record.
AUGCUCAUCACGCCAGCAAAUCAAGUAGCAGAAAAACCAACUGUGUCAAAGGCGUUUGGAAAGUCAACUAAAGUUUUUCACGCUAUCUCGGAACAGCCAGACACGCGUUGUAUGUACUGCGAUGAAUCCCAUAAAAUUUAUGCUUGCGAGAAAUUCCGUGACCUAGAUCGCACCGCAAAGUCGAGAUUCAUUCAAGAAAGCAAAGCUUGCUUUAACUGUUUGAGUCCAGGACACUACAAGGAUCGCUGCAAUAGUGGCUCCGCAUGCCGUAUAUGCAACCAACGACAUCAUACGCUGCUCCAUGGUGUGGGAACAUCAACCGCUACAUCCGCCCAUUUUGUCGCCGAGGCUAACCGCACCGUUCCGGAUACGUCAUCCACAACCAUCCCCAUAAACGCGUCUGCUAGCACCAGUUCGCCGACGAAUGCCAAUGCUGUCUCAUCAUACUUGAGCUCUGAAGAAACCCCGCUUCCUCUAACGCAACAAACUGUGUUAUUGUCCACCGCCUCUGUAAAGGUUCGCGAUUGCGCCGACCGAUGGCAGACGGCGCGCUUAUUAUUUGAUUCUGGUUCACAUGCCACAUUCGUCACUGAGGCAUGUGUACAACGCUUGGGUCUACCCCGUAAAUCGUCUUCGGUAAUUGUCACCGGAAUAGGUUCAUCGCAGGGAGGCCACUGUAAGGGUGAGGCAUCACUCGUACUCUCGUCCUACUUCUCCAAAGAUCGCUAUCCCGUUGAAGCCUUGAUUUUGCCGAAAAUCACUAGCGACUUGCCGUCGCAUACUCUGGACAUUCCUGAAUGGCCGCAUAUUCAGGGUUUGGUCCUAGCUGACCCGCAAUUUAUGAAACCCGGUCGCAUCGAUAUCUUGGUUGGUAUGGAUGUUAUGAGUCGUCUCAUCUGUCCUGAACUUCGUAAAGGUCCACUCGGCGCACCUAUGGCGCAAAAGACGGUCUUUGGUUGGACCUUGUGCGGAAGUAUCAAAGCUUCACCUUCGCCACCGAUCAACGUACAGUCGCUGCACUGUGAUGUGCAACUCGAUCGCGCGCUAACGAGGUUAUGGGAGCUUGAGGAAUCUCCGAAAAAACCUCAUCUCACACCCGAAGAGAGCUUCUGCGAAGAUCAUUUCGCUUCUACGCACCAAAGAUCACCUGAUGGCCGCUUUCUAGUGGAGUUACCGCUGAAAGCAGACGUGCCAUUGGGUGAAUCUCGCGACCUUGCCGUGCGAAGUCUAUUACGCAUCGAACGGAGGAUGACUCGGGACAAUGCGUUGCAAGCGCUAUACAACGAGUUCAUGCAAGAACUAAUAGAUAUGGGACAUAUGGAACCUGUACCCGAAGAGACGACUAAUGCAGUGUAUUAUAUGCCGCAUCACCCAGUGCUGAAGGAGUCGAGCGUUACGACGAAGCUAAGGGUCGUUUUCAACGCUUCUGCCAAAACCACCUCCGGGAAUUCGCUCAACGAUGCCCUUUGUGUUGGGCCGCAAUUGCAGCACGACCUGUACGCUAUAUUGUUGCGUUUCCGUAUGCACCGCUUCGCUGUCACCGCCGAUGUUGCGAAGAUGUACCGUCAAGUAUGUGUGUCACCGAAGCACAUCGACUUACAACGCAUCGUUUGGCGUGCACAUCCAUCUGCGCCAAUUCAAGAUUACCGCAUGCUACGAGUAACUUAUGGUGUGGCGGCUGCUUCUCAUCUGGCCGUAAAGGCGCUGCAACAAACUGCCAAGACUUCUACGAACGAUUCCGAAAAAGCUAUUUCAGUUAUCCUUAGAGAUUUUUACAUGGACGAUCUUCUUACUGGUACAUCUUGCAAAACCGAACUUCAGUCCCUGCAACAACAUGUCUCACAGAUUUUAAUGGAAGGAGGCUUUGAGUUACGAAAGUGGGCAUCGAACUGUAAGGAGCUCAACGAGAGUAUUUCCGAAUCUUCGAGGGGUAUUUCGCACUACGUAGUCGAUGGUAAAGACGUUCACGCGCUGGGUCUGAUGUGGGACACCGACAUUUGCCGUCAAUUUGAAGAAAGAACCCGCAACCCUAACCAAGAGAUCCCUCCUAGCCGACGCUAG